UAUUCAUUCAACUUUUCUGAUCCUUAUCCUAAAUUCCUUCGUUCAAAACUCCUUCCCUAAAGUGCUGUUUCCCAAACUUUGUUUUUGGCGGAUUCACUUUGUGCCGUGCCAUAAGAAAAGAAAAAAAAAAAAAAAAAAUCUUUAUCCAUUUGUAUGCGUAUUAGGCGCCUUUUUUUGUUUAAUCUAUCAUUUAAUUAAGUAUACUUACUUAUUAUCCAUUCUUUUGUGCGAGUAGUGCAUUACAAAUUAUUUUUUAAACCAUUCUAUUCAAACAAUAUUGAAAUCAUGGAUUCAGAAGACGAAAUUGAAGAUAAUCCUCAAUGGAAAGGUGUACCCGGUACAAUAAUUCUUAUCAAUGCCCUCAAUGGUUCGGACAUAACUUCUUUGGCUCAUAUUGCCACAUGUGGAGUAGUAAAACAAUAUCUACGUUCAUCCAAACAUAAUCUUAUUGGCGUUUGUUACUAUGGCGUUAAGAAUUCUAAUGCAACUAAUCUUGAUGCACAAGAUGUAAAAGAGAUAUUUCCUCUUUCUGUCCCUACUGUGAAUGAUUUUAAGAAUCUUCAGAUAGCGGAUCCAUCUAAAUUGGAAAAAUGUACUGAAUUGAAAAUGUCUGAUGCCUUGUGGCUGUGUAAUAAAAUGUUCAUCAACUGUAAAAAACAACUCUUGUCAAGAACAAUUAUUAUUCUAACUAAACUCGACAUUGCACCUAUGAAAUCUGACCAAAAACCUUGUUGUAGUAGAGCUGCUGAUUUAGCCAGUUCUAAUGUUCAAAUAGAAAUAAUAAAUAUUUCUCAAGAACAGUAUAAGGUAAAUCCAUUUUAUGAAGAUUUUUUUAUUGAAGCUAAUAAUGGAAAGGAUGUUAAACUGCCUCCACCAGUAAGUGACUGUAAAGGGAUUGAAAACUUAAUACAACAACAGUCACAUCGUCACUUGGCUGUUUCACAACUGACACUCCACAUAGGAGAAGGAUUUGAUAUUGGGGUGGGUGUAUAUAGGUUGCUGACACAGAGUACUUAUACAAAAUCAGUCAAUUUAGUUAGAGAUAAUAAUACUGUUGUUACUACUGUAAACAAAACCAUGAAGGUGGCAGUAGAACAAACACCAGGAAGCCCACAUCAAAUGGAUAUAGAUGAAGAAGAAACCAAAACCUUAUUGAAAUCUGAAAUUAUUCAUUACCAAGACUAUGGUGGAGAAAAAAUAAACUUUACAGAUGAAGAAAAGAAAAAUAUGACUAAUCCAUUUGGUCCACCAAUGAUAAAACUUCUAGGAUUCAAACCUGAAAGCUUAUUAUGUAAAGAAAAAUGGUUUAUAAAACCUGGUUAUUUUUUAUAUCCAAAUGAAGAUAUUAUAGAAGGGUCUACAGUAGUUUUUAAAGCAUUAUAUAAAGCUUGUGCAGAAAUGUCUAUGGUUGCAUUAUGUAUGUUGUGCACAAGAGUUAAUUCUAGACCCUAUAUUGUGGCAUUGUCUCCAUGUUCUAAUCCUCUUGGUCUUAAUGUGGAAAUAGGAUUUAAUGUUAUCCAUAUCCCAUUUGUUGAAAAUAUUCGGAAUCUUCCUAUUCCAGAAAACUCCAAUGAUGAAAUAUUACCUGAACAUAAAUCUGCUAUGCAAGAUAUAUUGCAUAAUCUUAAAUUUGAUUAUAAAGCAGAUAUGUUUGAAAAUCCCAAACUGCAAUCACAGUACAGAAAUAUUGAAGCAGCAGUUUUAUCAGAAGAAAAUGUUGAGCCAUUUAAAGACACGACAAAACCUAGCCAAGAAAAAUUUCAAACACUUCAUGCCGAUUUGUUUGAAGAACUGUUUGGUCCAUUUGGUGCAGUUGCUCUAAAAAGAUCUGCACCAACUGAAGUUAAUGACAUUGAUGAGGACUUGUUGCAAAAAAGGAUUAAAACAAGAAAUGUUAAUGCAUAUACAGUGCCACAACUAAAAAACAUAUUGAAGUAUAAAAAUAUUCCUAAUUUAAAUAAUAUAAAAAAUGUCAAGAAAAAUGAGCUAGUUGAAGAGGUAUAUAAACAUUGUACUGUAUAAUGAAAAAUGGUAAUUUGGAAAUUAUAUUGUUUUUAAUUAAGUAUAAUAAAUGUAAUAUUGAAUAAUUUGUUUCACAUAGUGAUAAAGUACACAGAGUUAUUUUUGGAGACUUAUUUAUAAACCCAUCUAAUUUGGAGUUGUGAAGACAAUAAAAUACUUUUUUCUAA
This is a messenger RNA of Galleria mellonella (greater wax moth), 2189 nucleotides long. RefSeq names its product X-ray repair cross-complementing protein 6 (gene Irbp). Bases 286 to 2022 code for a protein of 578 amino acids. NCBI's taxonomy places the organism in Eukaryota, Metazoa, Arthropoda, Insecta, Lepidoptera, Pyralidae. Gene Ontology annotation, biological process: double-strand break repair via nonhomologous end joining; cellular response to X-ray; cellular response to gamma radiation. The record is from RefSeq and is a predicted model, not a curated record. Gene Ontology annotation, cellular component: Ku70:Ku80 complex; nucleus. Gene Ontology annotation, molecular function: double-stranded DNA binding; damaged DNA binding; DNA helicase activity. The transcript has a single exon.